AUGAUGGGUGACGACAGCCUCUCUGAACACCCCAAACCCAUGGAGUUUCUCAGCCUCUCCUUGGGAGACGACCUGCGGCCGUGCCCAGGAGCAGACCUGAGGGAGACGUGCGGCCAUCCUGACCCUCCCGAACCUUGUGCGGAACAGACCUGGUCCUCUGAGCCUCCAGAUUCCACGAAGCCAGAUGCUCCUCCCGGGGCCUCCGACGCAGAGCCUGUGCACCUGGGGAGCGGCUCUUCCCAGGGGGGGCCCAGGCACAAGGCCGCACCCCCCGGGUCACCCAGGAGCAGCCAUCCUCUGGGGAGCCCCAGGCAGAGCCAGAGCACGUCCACCCAGGUGAUGUUCUGGGCGGGCAUCCUGCAGGCCCAGAUGUGCGUCCUGGACCUGGAGGAGGAGCUGGAGAAGACAGAAGGGCUCAGGGCUGAGCUGAGGUGCUGCAUCCCCACGGCCCCUGUGGAGCUCCCUGCCUUCCCCUCCAGCCCCGCAGGCCCCCGGGGCUCGGGCCUCCACCCCAGCUCGCCCACGGAGGAGGCCUCUGGGAGAGACAGCAGUGGGCCUGAGGGGGAGAAUCUGAAGCCCGUGUGGCCGAGGGAGGAAAGGCCGGACUCUUCCCCGGAGUGGGGUGCUGAGGAGGAGAGCGUCUUCUUCGACAACCCCCUCUUUUUGGAGAGCCCUUGCUCAGACACCAGUGCUUCUGGAGCUGGCUUUUCCUGGGGGUUCUCAGACUCUCACACAGAUAGGAGACCCGGGCCCCAGUAUCCCCAGACCCUGGAGCCCCCGCUCCCAGAAGGCGGAGUGCCAUGGGAGCUGGGCAGUGAGCCGGAUCUGGGGGUUGGCACAGCUGAUCGCAGCGGACACACCACACCUCCAUUCCCUGUGCCCACCUACAAACCUCACUUCUUCUCGUGGGCUGUGGCUGACACCAUCGAGGGGACCCCUGAAGCACCUUCUGGCUGCGGGGAGAGUGAGACUUCUCUGGGAAACAGCUGUGACCCCACCGCGUCUGCAGCAUCCUGUGUGGAUAAAGCCUGGGACGCAGGACCUAGCCCCGCCAUACAUCCUGCAUUACCUUGGGCCCUGCCCAGCCCUGAAGGCUGGCAGACAGAAGAGGGUCCUUCCUGGCCCCGGGGGCCUCUUCUCUCCCAGGACAGAGGUGACAGUGAUGCUGAGUGUCCCCAGGAAUCUGCUCCCUGCACCUUGGCUCCUGGCUCCCCAGGGAGCCCAGCGUCUUCACCGGAACCUAGCAGCCCUGAGUCUGAGAGCAGAGGCCCUGGCCCCAGGCCCAGCCCUGUGUCCUCCCAGGAAGGCAGCCCGCGGCUCUGGGGCCCCCUCCAGGGCAGCAGUUUUCCCGAGUGGACACUAGAUGCUUCACGCCCUUCACUCCUGGAGACAGAUGGGGCAAAGCCAAGUUUCCUGGAGAAAGAGGAGGCCAGAGACGCUCCAAACCCAGGGAAGGAAGUAAAGAGUGAAGGCCCAGCCAGGACUCCAGAGGCUGGAGCCGUCGUCCAGCCUGGUCCUCACUUGACUUCUACAGAAGGGCUUCCUGAGAGCCCCAUGCCCCAAACACAGUCCCCCGAGGAAGGCCAAAGGCCACAGGCUGGAGACAAGCUGGCGAAUGGUGUGAGGACCGACAAGGUGGCCUGGAACUUGGCCUCUCGCCUCUAUCACCUGGAAGGCUUUCGGAAGUCUGAAGUGGCUGCCUACCUACAGAAGAACAAUGACUUCAGCAGGGCUGUGGCUGAGGAGUACUUGUCCUUCUUCCAGUUUGGAGGCCAGAGCCUCGACCGCGCCCUCCGGGUCUUCCUGCAGGCCCUGGUGCUCAGUGGGGAGACUCAGGAGCGGGAGCGAAUCCUCUACCAGUUCUCCAAACGCUUCCAUUACUGCAAUCCUGGGGUCUUCUCCUCUGCAGAUUCUGUACACACCUUGACCUGUGCCAUCAUGCUCCUUAACACAGACCUGCAUGGACAGAACAUUGGGAAGAGCAUGACUUGCCAAGAAUUCAUAACCAACCUGAACGGCCUGUGUGACGGCGGGAACUUCCCCAAGGAGCUGCUGAAGGCCUUCUACUGGUCUAUCCGAAGUGAGAAGCUUGAAUGGGCUGUGGACGAAGAAGACGCAGCCGGACCAGAGAAGGCCCAGCUGUCUCCCGCUGCGGGCAAGAUGAACAAGCCCUUCCUGCAGCUGGCCCAGAACCCCAUGGCACCCACCUACAAGCAGGGCAUCCUGGCCCGGAAGAUGCAUCAUGAUGCAGAUGGCAAGAAGACACCGUGGGGCAAGCGCGGCUGGAAGAUGUUCCACACCUUGCUUCGGGGGAUGGUUCUCUACUUCCUGAAGGGAGAGGACCACUGCCCUGCAGAGGAGAGUUUGGUGGGGCAGAUGGUGGACGAGCCCGUGGGGGUGCACCACUCGCUGGCCACCCCGGCCAUCCAUUACACCAAGAAGCCGCACGUCUUCCAGCUGCGGACUGCCGACUGGCGGCUCUACCUCUUCCAGGCACCCACUGCUAAGGAGAUGAGUUCCUGGAUCGCGCGCAUCAACCUGGCCGCCGCCACGCACUCGGCGCCGCCCUUCCCCGCAGCGGUGGGCUCCCAGCGCAGAUUCGUCAGGCCCAUCCUGCCCGUGGGCCCCGCGCAGAGCUCCCUGGAGGAGCAGCAUCGAUCCCACGAGAACUGCCUGGACGCUGCCUCCGAUGACCUGCUGGAUCUGCAGAGGAACUUACCGGAGCGGCGCGGCCGCAGCCGAGAGUUGGAAGAGUACCGCUUGCGGAAGGAGUACCUGGAGUAUGAGAAAACCCGCUAUGAGACGUAUGUGCAGCUGCUGGUGGCCCGUCUUCACUACCCCUCGGAUGACCUGGACCUGUGGGAAGAGCAGCUGGGGAGGGAAGCCGGAGGCACUCAGGAGCCCAAGCCCAGCCUGAAGAAAUCCCACUCGAGCCCGUCCCUGCACCAGGACGAGGCCCCCACCACGGCCAAGGUGAAGCGCAACAUCUCAGAGCGUAGAACUUACCGGAAGAUCAUCCCCAAGAGGAACCGCAAUCAGCUGUGA
Molecule: messenger RNA, 3045 nt
Organism: Puma concolor (puma)
Lineage: Eukaryota; Metazoa; Chordata; Mammalia; Carnivora; Felidae
Gene: PSD4
Product: pleckstrin and Sec7 domain containing 4
Biological process (GO): regulation of ARF protein signal transduction
Cellular component (GO): ruffle membrane
Molecular function (GO): phospholipid binding; guanyl-nucleotide exchange factor activity; protein binding
Source: RefSeq, a predicted model, not a curated record